ACAAACAUAGCACCAGGGAGAGCUAUUAGCAGCAGCAGAAGAUCACCCAGGAGCUCUAAGAUGUUUAUUUAUUAGAGUUUUCCUGUUGCUUAAAGUCCUGACCUCCUCACUAAGCAAUUUGGAGUCAAUGUGGAUAGAAUGGCGAAUAGUGUGAUCAGUUUGUCAACUUCUGAGACCCGUCGGUCUAAUGAUUAUUCUCCUGACUGGACUCCGUACUCACAGUCGUUCCUGCUUGACUGGACAACCAACACAUUGUAGGAAACAUGAACCCUGAGUCUCUGGACAGGUCCAUCCAGAACACCCUCUCAGACCUCUACCCUCCUUUCGAGGCCACAGCCCCCACUGUCCUGAGCCAGCUCUUCCAGGUCAUAGAGGAACGUUACCAAGGAGACGCACUCAAGUGUCUGCUGGACUUCCUCAUUACAGCCAAACACAUCCUUGAGAGUGUUCAGCAGGCUGCCUGUGCCCAGUACUCUGAUGUGGUGUUCCGCUGUGAGGGCUGGCCUCUGUGUCUGCAUGAGAAGGUGGUGAUCCAGCUUGCCUCCAUCAACCCCUUAUUGCUGCGCCCAGGGGACUUCUACCUGCAGGUGGCACCCUUUUCUGAACAGUCCGCCCGCAUUGUGGUCCGGAGCCUGCUGGGGGAGGAGGAGGGACAGGGUCGGGAGGUAGAGGAGACACCCAUCCCUGAGACCUCCUACCCCUGCAUCUUCACUGAGGACUGGCUGGGGGAACUCAACCAUGGCCGCCAUGGCACCCUUCUCAGCCACUGUAUCCUCUCCACAGACCAGGGCAUGGUGAAGGUGCCAUGGGCACAGGUGGCUCUACCUGAGUUUGUGGAUAAACCCAGAACUAUGGCCUUGUCAUCUCCUAACCCUGCUGCUAUUCAACAGGAGAAAGUGGCAAGGCCAGUGCCCUCGUUGGCGCUGCCUCCCCCUGCCUCUGGGUACUCUGUGGAGACCAGGAUCUCUCCUGCUAAACAUGGCAUUGCGGUGUCGCUGUGUCUGGUGGACAGUAACUGCUCCAGGCUGGUUAAGGUGGAUCAGGAUAGGCCUGUGGCUAAGCCAAUCGGCUGGGUGUCUCCCAACACAUGGGACAGCCGCAGCAACAACACCUCUGAAGUUGAGGGGGAAUACAUAGACUUGUUGGAGUUCACUAAGCAGAAAGAAGCGUUGCUCAGUGGGGCUCACAGUCACACACACCCCAGAGCACCCAUAUUUAGGCCUGUUACCCUCAACAGGCCUGGUGUUCCUUCGGCUCCAGCCCUGCCCCCGCCCCCGGCCUUGGCUCCUGCCCCCCACCGGCCCCUCAGGGAACCGUUACACUGUGGCCGGACCGUCCGAUUCCCCGAAGACUCCCCCUGCACCCCUUGCAUGAGGAGGAGAAUGGGCCAGGUGUCCAAAGCACAGGAGAUCAGGUGCCGGUACAGAGAGUCUUACCAUUCAGCGCUGCAGAACCCUGUUACCUUUGAGAGAGACAAUAGACUGAAUACACUGGUGGUUCUGGAGGAGGCUAGUCUAUGUGAGGGGAGACUGGGACCAGAGGGUAAAGAAUUAUGUCCUGGUCCCUCCCAGCAGUGCUACUAUCCAGACCCAGGUCACCAUAACCAGACUCCCCCUGUUAGCACGGUUCCCUGUUGGAAGUCUGGAGAAAGAAACACUAUAUCCAGUGGAAUUUUACAAGGCCUGAAUGACACCAUAGAGGAUGAUGGGAGAUGUCCCUCCUCUCUGUCGACCACUAUUGUGGACAUAUCAGAGAAGUGUGAAGUUGCGAUACAAGGAAGAAAAAGAAGGGACAUUGACUUCAAUACAAAGAUGAUUCCCAGCUUACAUGUAGUGAAAUGUAAAAACACGACAGCUUUUGGACUGGUUUCCCAAAAGAUGAACAGGCGGAGACUGCCCAACCAAGAUGUCUCCCAGGCUGGCCAACCCUUCAUACCCGUUACAAACGGACACCAGACCCCUCCACUUGAAAUUACCCAGCAGCCCCUGGGUCACUAUGCUGUGCCCAGUUCUAAGGUCCUGUUACCAGCCUCAGCAGAACACAGCACUCACCAUCUCCAGAUGGGAGUCGCAUGUCUAACUGGUGGCAGAGACAGGACAGGUCGGUUGGUGGUUGAGGUGCACGGAGACAAGGAAGGAUGGAGAUCUCCUUUGGUGUCAAGUCUGGAACUCAGCAAACUUCUGCUCUAUCUCCACUCUGUAAUCAAGCGAGAACUAAGAGAACUUGGAAUGACACUAGUUAUUGAUGCUCGGAAGACUCCACCUCCACCACAGUUCAAUAAGGCCUUGUUGGUGGUUCAGGAGCAGAUUCCCCAUGCAAUACACAGUGUCUUGAUCCUAGUGGAGAAGGAGAGCUGCCAUCGCACAGAGAAAUGUCCUAGACUACAGAUUGCUGUGGUGACCUCACUGAAGGGGUUGCACAAGCUAGUGGAGGGGAGUCAGCUGACCUCAGGCCUAGAGGGCACCCUUCCCUACAACCACAUUGACUGGCUACAGCUCCAUCAGAAACUUCAUCCCUUUAUGUCAGAUCUCCAGGAGGCCUCAGGUUUGCUACUAACAGCCAUCAGGAAACUAGAGGAAGGCCGUAAGAUUGACACAGUGCAGGAUGUACAGAGGUGUAUUCUAGAACAGAGAACUCUGAUGAAGGAUGUUCUGGAGGACAGACGGUUGGUCGUUUUGCAAAGGGAGGGAGGAGCCAUGCUGGCUAGACUGAGAAGGGAGAGUGACCUCAGAUACUCUCACUGUGAGGAUUACAGUGUUGCAGUGGAUUCUGUGACCUGCAUGUACAACCAUGUAGAGGAGCAGGCCCAUGUGCUGGUGCACAGAUCCAACAUUUCCCUGGAGCACCUUGAAUACCUGCUCCAACUCAGAGAAAUGGAGGGCCAUUUCUCUAAGAUCAGGGAAUGGUUUGAUGCAGAAGGGGAACGGCGGUUGUUGGAGGCAGAAUCCGUGGAGGACUCUAGAAAAAGAGUGGAGCAGACUCUCCGUAGUUUCAGUGCAUUCCUCACUAAAGCCAAUGAGCAUAAGCACAAGGCUAUGGCCCUGGUGACGGAGGCAGAGAAGAUCCAGGGCCCAUCCCCAUACCCUGAGACUGAGGUGUUCAGGACCAUGGUCUGCACCUUCAAAUCUGGCCUGGCUGACUUCCUCUCCCGGGCAGAGAGGUGCUGUAGUGAGCUGGAGACUAUGGUCACUGUGUGCAACUUCUGUGAGCAGGCUACUGAGCUGGCCAAAGACUGCAGACAAUACCUGGACCAGGUUGUCAGACGCCCAGAGACGGAUGAUGUCUCUACACUCCAGGUGUACCAGGAGAGCUUUGUCCAGUUCUCCCCAGAGCUCUUCCAGGAGGUGAAGGGCCAGGCGUGUGCUUUGAGGGGCUCCAGGGGCAUGCGGGUGUGGAACGUAGCGUGGCUAAAGUGUCAGGAGGUCAGGCAGCAGCUAGAGGAGAGACUACAGGAUGUGGACAGGGCCUUGCGGAACACAGGCCCCUGGCAUGAACAACUUAGAGCUCGUGAGGAUGAGGCCUUGGUUCAUACAGUGACUCAUCGUGGUGGAGUUCUGGUACUGCCCAGACCUGGUCUACCACACUGGUACAAUCCGCCAUCAGGCUCUAUGAUGGGAAGGUAUCACGGGGCCUUGGAGAGCAGGAACAACUCUGUGACCUGCUGUAAUAUAAACUUCAAGCCUGAGAAUAACAGACCUUGUAAACGGUCAAAGACCACCACAAUGCCGGCCUCUCCCCAUAUCAGAUCCAUUAGGAGAGCGGAGAGAGAGCCCAGUGGGAGAGAGGCCUGCCGAGGGAGGAGCAGAGAGGACGCCACCCUUGCCGACUUGCACACUGUGGGCUGUGAGUGGUUCCCGUGGCAACGCGGGGGCCUUGUCCGGUCCAUGAGCGAGGACUCGUGUGCGACCGCCACUUCCAGUCAGUCUGAGUCUUGCGUCCAGACGCCUUCCUGCUCCCACGGGAAACCCUCCUGUCGGAUCCUGCAGGCCGCUCAGAAGUUCCAGAUCUCACGGCAUGGCAGCUUCUGCUCAGAGGAAUCCUGUAGUGUCCGAGAGGGGGCAGAGAGGACCUCUUCAAGGAAUGUUAGCCCAUCAGUGAGGAGGUGUGAGGGAACAACAUCAUUGGCAAGUUCAGAGGAGAAGGCUGGCAAUAUUAUAAAGCUACAGCGGAUCAUGGCGGAGCUACUGUUGACAGAGAGGGAGUAUGUGCGCUCCCUGGGUUACAUCCUGACUCAUUACCUCCCCCUGCUGGAGAGGCCUGACGUGCCACAAGACCUGCGGGGCAAACGUGGAGUCAUCUUUGGGAACCUGGAGAAGCUGUAUGACUUCCAUGGCCAUUUCUUCCUCAGAGAGCUGGAUGCCUGUCAGACAGAGCCUUUACAAGUGGCUCGCUGCUUCCUAAGACACAGAGACAGUUUAGGCCUCUAUGCUCUCUACAGCAAGAACAAGCCUCAAUCAGAUGCCUUAAUCCUUCACCAUCGCCCUGACAUCUUCAAGAGGAAGCAGCAGGAGCUGGGGGAUCACAUGGACCUGUCCUCCUACCUGCUGAGGCCCAUCCAGAGGAUCAGUAAGUACAGCCUGCUUCUGCAGGACAUGCUGGGGAUGUGUGGGCCUCAGAGAGACAGGGAAGAGCUCCAGGCUGCAGCCGAAGUGGUCCGCUUCCAGAUGCGUCAUGGCAACGACCUCCUCACCAUGGACGCCAUCCAGGACUGUGACGUGAAUCUGAAGGAGCAGGGCCAGCUGAUUCGCCAGGAUGAGUUCAUCGUGUUCUUCAGAAAGAAGAAAUGCUCCCGCCGUAUUUUCCUCUUCCAGGAUCUCAUCCUCUUCAGCAAGACCAAGAAGACCAAUGUGGGCAAUGAUGUGUACAUCUACAAACAGUCUUUCAAGACAUCUGAUAUCGGGAUGACACAUAACUCUGGAGAGAGUGGUUUCUGUUUUGAGAUCUGGUUCCGGCGGAGGAAGUUCCAGGACACGUACACUCUGAAGGCUGACAGGGCAGAGGUGAAAAGGGCCUGGACCAGAGACCUGGAGCAGAUCCUCUGGGAACAAGCUGCCUACAACAGAGAACUGAGGAUACAGGAGAGAGUGUUCAUGGGCACGGGGAGGAACCCUUUCAUGGACAUACAGCCUAACGAGGCAGCCAUCUGUGACAGGGCCACCAACUGUGUCCUGCUAGGAAGAGCUCCUGUGCCGUCUUUUCCACAAACAGAUCUUGAAUGUCUCCGGCCCAACUCCAUUGGUUCAGGCAGUAGUGCCUCUACCUCCUGCAGCCACUCAUCUUCCUCCUCUGGACGAGGUUCUUUACCUCCUGUAGGUUACCCUGGUAACCAGAUACAAGGUGGGGAAACCAAUCACAUUGUCUAUUCCUCCCCGGAGACUAUGACUGAAGAUGACCCCAAUAACCAUCAUAAUCACCAGAAACAAAACCUUCAUCUUCUCAUGGACAGCAUGGAGUCGUCAGGUGAGAGUGGCAGUGUGUUCAGCAGCUCGGAGUGCAGCUGCCUCUCUGCCAUUGGUGGAGAGGUGGAGGACUCGUCAUCUGUCCUGUCCCAGAGCUCCCAGUCCCGUGUCACCCAGAGAACAGCAGCACCCAAUCUCAGGAAGAACCGCUCUCCUGCUACGAUCAGGAAGAAGCCCUCCAUUGCUCCCAAACCACCAGUGCUGGCUGCUCCUCAGAGCCUGCAAAAGGGCAAAAACAUGGUUGCUAUAGGAAAAUCAACAGAAGUUUAACCAGUGGAUUUAAUGGCAGCUGGUUUGAACAUCAACUCACACUGAUGUUGUGCAAUCAGAAGAAAUGGGAACAACCUCUUUCAAUGGAAUGUGAAUCCUGACAUCUCAGAGGUCACAGGCCAUGACUAAACAUUGUGACCUGACUGACCAAGCGUAGCCCUUUUGGUCAGCACAUAGCCAUCGGUUAAGCAUCAGAUAACAUUGUUGUGUAGGUCACCCUGUUGAACUGAAUGCUCCUCUACCAUAGCCCCCCUCCGCUGUACUGAACAGUUUGUGUCACAAAUGGGUUACAUACAAUAUCAGUAAACAAAUUACUCAUUGAGAUAUUCUUUAUUUACAUCUGGGUAGUCAUUUAAUUAUAACCUCUGUGUUUAUUCAUGUAUGUGACAUAAAACAAUAAAAGGUUCAUGAAUUUUUAAAAAGUUAGUUAUUCUUUUUCAGAAGUUAAAUUUUUUUUGUUAUAGUAUAUGCAGACCUGCAUGCAGGUGUGAAGUUUAGAUGUGAGUCCUUAAGAUUAGAGAUUCUUCAAAGUAGCCACCCUUUGCCUUGACGACAGCUUUGCACACUCUUGGCAUUCUCUCAACCAGCUCCACCGGGAAUGCUUUUCCAACCGUCUUGAAGGAGUUGCCACAUAUGCUGAGCACUUGUUGGCUGCUUUUCCUUCACUCUGCGGUCCAACUCAUCCCAAACCAUCUCAAUUGAAUUGAGGUCGGGUGAUUGUGGAGGCCAGGUCAUCUGAUGCAGCACUCUAUCACUUUCCUUCUUGGUCAAAUAGCCCUUACACAACCUGGAGGUGUGUUUGGUCAUUGUCCUGUUGAAAAACAAAUGAUAGUCCCACUAAGUGCAAACCAGAUGGGAUGGUGUAUUGCUGCAGAAUGCUGUAGAAGCCAUGCUGGUUGACUGUGCCUUGAAUUCUAAAUAAAUCACAGACAGUGUCACCAGCAAAGCACCCCCACACCAUCAGACCUCCUAAUCAAUGCUUCACGGUGGGAACCACACAUGCAGAGAUCAUCCAUUCACCUACUCUGCGUCUCACAAAGACACGGCGGUUGGAAAAAAAAUCUCCAAUUUGGAUUCAUCAGACCAAAGGACAGAUUUUCACCAGUCUAAUGUUCAUUGCUCAUGUUUCUUGGCCCAAGCAAGUCUCUUCUUCUUAUUGGUGUCCCUUAGUAGUGUUUUCUUUGCAGCAAAUCGAACAUGAAGGCCUGAUUCACGCAGCCUCCUCUGAACAGUUGAUGUUGAAAUGUGUCUGUUACUUGAACUCUGUGAAGCAUUGAUUUGGGCUGCUUUUUCUGAGGCUGGUAACACUAAUGAACAUAUCCUCUGCAGCAGAGGUAACUCUGGGUCUUCCUUUCCUGUGGCGGUCCUCAUGAGAGCCAGUUUCAUCAUAGAGCUUGAUGGUUUUUUGACUGCACUUGUAGAAAUGUUCAUGUCUUAAAGUAAUGAUGGACUGUCAUUUCUCUUUUCUUAUUUGAGCAUUUCUUGCCAUAAUGUGAAAUUAAUGUGAAAUUCCACAAAUUAACUUUUAACAAGGCACACCUGUUAAUUGAAAUGCAUUCCAGGUGACUACCUCAUGAAGCUGGUUGAGAGAAGGUCAAGAGUGUGAAAAGCUGUCUUUUUUUUUUUUUACCUUUAUUUAACCAGGCAAGUCAGUUAAGAACAAAUACUUAUUUUCAAUGACGGCCUAGGAACAGUGGGUUAACUGCCUGCAGAACGACAGAUUUGUACAUUGUCAGCUCGGGGGUUUGAACUCGCAACCUUCCGGUUACUAGUCCAACGCUCUAACCACUAGGCUACCCUGCCCAGCUAAGAGAAAGGGUGGCUACUUUGAAGAAUAUCAAAUAUAUUUUGAUUUGUUUAACACUUUUUUGGUUACUACAUGAUUCAAUAUGUGUUAUUUUAAGGUUUUGAUGUCUUCACUUUUAUUCUACAAUGUAGAAAAUAGUGAAAACAAAGAAAAACGCUUGAAUGAGUAGGUGUGUCCAAACUUUUGACUGGUAUUGUAUAGUAAGUGGUAUAGCUUUACAAUAGGCUGAAUUUACAAACUUACAUUUCACUAUGGCAUCUAUAUGUGAUGAAAACCAUUUGAACCAUGUUGAGGAAGGAACUAACGUGAUCAAAAAAAGCUUCAAGGAGGACGUGGCUUGACAGACAAAAUGGUCAUAUUACAAAUACUACAAGUAUCCCUGGAGUAACAUUGAAGCGAGGAUAUCAUUCAAGCACACUCUCUAAACCAGUAACACCAGACAUUAUUUAAACUAUUGGAUCAAGUUACAGACUUACUGCCAUGCUCUGAUCUGUUUCACUUGUCCUUGUGCUUGUCUCCACCUCCUCCAGGUGUCGCUCAUCAUCCCCGGUGCAUUUAUCCCUGUGUUUUCUGUCUCUCUGUGCCAGUUUGUCUUGUUUGCCAAGUCAACCAGCGUUUAUCUCUUAGCUCCUGUUUUUCCCAGAAGCACGUUUUUCCUAGGCCUCCUGGUUUAGACCCUUGCCUGUCCUGGCCAGUCUUCCUGCCCUGACCUCGAGAUUGUCUAAUGCCCUGUACUGUUUGGACUCUGACCUGGUUUAUGGACUCUCGCUUGUACCCGACCUGCCUACCCCUGGUGUUAUAAUAAAUAACGGAGUUCAAC
Oncorhynchus masou masou (cherry salmon) is the source of this 8356-nucleotide messenger RNA. RefSeq lists its product as uncharacterized. Gene Ontology annotation, molecular function: guanyl-nucleotide exchange factor activity. The record is from RefSeq and is a predicted model, not a curated record. The coding region runs from base 264 to 5729 and encodes 1821 amino acids. The transcript has 24 exons. NCBI's taxonomy places the organism in Eukaryota, Metazoa, Chordata, Actinopteri, Salmoniformes, Salmonidae.